Molecule: messenger RNA, 5619 nt
Organism: Oxyura jamaicensis (ruddy duck)
Lineage: Eukaryota; Metazoa; Chordata; Aves; Anseriformes; Anatidae
Gene: TTLL1
Product: tubulin tyrosine ligase like 1
Exons: 10
Coding region: 264-1535 (423 amino acids)
Biological process (GO): microtubule cytoskeleton organization; protein polyglutamylation
Cellular component (GO): cilium
Molecular function (GO): tubulin binding; tubulin-glutamic acid ligase activity
Source: RefSeq, a predicted model, not a curated record
GCUGUGCGCCCCACCUCCUGCCCCAGUCCGCCCUAUCCCGCACGGUUGGGGGGCUGCCGCCACUGGAGGAGGCUCCCGGCUUCCUUCCUGCCGGCGCUAUCCUAUCGCGAUAUAUCGUGCUCCCGCGGCCCUUCCCGUGACCUUCCUGUGAGGCGGGCGCCUAGCCAAGGAUCUCCUUUAGCACCCGCUCCUGGAGGGUAGAUCUCAUGGGGUGGCUUAGAGACGUGGCAUGUAGGUUUUAAGGUUGAUCCUGCUGUAGGAUAAUGGCAGGAAAAGUAAAGUGGGUAACUGACAUAGAAAAAUCUGUAUUAAUAAACAACUUUGAAAAAAGAGGCUGGAUUCAGGUAGCAGAAAAUGAAGACUGGAAUUUUUAUUGGAUGAGCGUACAAACAAUCAGAAAUGUUUUCAGUGUGGAAACUGGUUACCGCCUUUCUGAUGACCAAAUUGUCAAUCAUUUCCCCAACCACUAUGAGCUGACCAGAAAGGAUUUGAUGGUAAAAAAUAUCAAGCGAUAUAGGAGAGAACUUGAGAAAGAAGGAAGUCCUCUUGCAGAAAAAGAUGAAAAUGGAAAAUAUAUUUAUUUGGAUUUUGUUCCUGUUACUUUUAUGCUUCCUGCCGAUUAUAAUCUCUUUGUUGAAGAAUUCAGAAAAAAUCCCUCCAGCACUUGGAUUAUGAAACCAUGUGGUAAAGCUCAAGGAAAAGGAAUAUUUCUAAUCAAUAAACUCUCUCAAAUUAAAAAAUGGUCUCGAGAUAGCAAAACAUCUUCGUUUGUAUCUCAGUCUUCCAAAGAAGCUUACGUGAUUUCUCUAUAUAUCAACAAUCCAUUACUAAUUGGAGGAAAGAAAUUUGACCUUCGUCUGUAUGUUUUAGUAUCUACAUAUCGCCCUCUGAGAUGUUACAUGUAUAAACUUGGAUUUUGCCGGUUUUGCACAGUAAAAUAUACACCAAGUACAAGUGAAUUGGAUAACAUGUUUGUGCAUCUUACAAAUGUUGCCAUUCAGAAACAUGGGGAUGAUUACAAUCAUAUCCAUGGAGGCAAGUGGACAGUGAGUAACUUACGCCUGUAUCUAGAAAGCACCCGUGGAAAGGAAGUGACGAACAAAUUAUUUGAUGAAAUUCACUGGAUAAUUGUGCAGUCCCUGAAAGCCGUUGCGCCUGUAAUGAAUAAUGAUAAACACUGCUUUGAAUGCUAUGGAUAUGACAUUAUCAUUGAUGACAAGCUUAAACCAUGGCUAAUUGAGGUUAAUGCUUCCCCUUCUCUUACUUCCAGUACUGCUAAUGAUCGCAUCUUGAAGUAUAAUCUUAUUAAUGACACACUUAACAUUGCUGUGCCAAAUGGGGAAAUUCCAGACUGUAAAUGGAAUAAAUCUCCACCAAAAGAGGUUCUUGGCAAUUAUGAAGUCUUAUAUGAUGAAGAGAUGGCGCAAAGUGAUGGUCCUGAUCGUGACUUGCGAAUUCGUUCUGGGCAAUCCACUGGAACAAAAGGAGGUCGUGCAAGAGAUUUGGGAAAGCCUGUAUUGACCACCUGGAAAUAAUUAUUAAAAAACCCAACCACACUGUUGGUAGGACAACAUCAUGAACAAAAAUGCAGUUCAUGAACCAAUUUCUUUAUUUUGCUAUGUUGUAUGUGGGAAGUAUUAAAGGAGGACAAUACAGCUUUUGAAAAAGAAAUGAAAUGUAUUCUAAAACCAGGAACUGUACUAUACAUGCACUGACUUGCCAAUUAUAAUAAUUGUGCACAUGCAUAUAUAUAUAUAAUGUAUGCAUAUAUAUAAAAAACUAAUUUCAUGUAAGGAUAUUUGUGCAUGUGCUUAUAUUAGUUCUCUGAAAGCAACAAAUUCUGAACUUUUAGAAGCAUAUAUAUUCAGACUGAAGAAAAUAAUACACUCUCAGCAAUGAUUACAAGGUGUCUUUAUAAAGAUGACAACUCAAAAUACGUGUUCUGAAAGAAGAUACUUGUUGCUCUGAAUAUAAUUUAUUUUCAAUAGUAGCCUAUCUCUAUAAUAAAUGAGAUAUGGAUUCUGUGAAAGGCUGGUAGUGGUGAGGAUAAGUAUUGCCAGAAUGAUGGUUGAUGGCUUCUUGCUAGUAAAGAAAAAAAAAAGUAAUGAGAGAAAAUAGUGGUGCAUGGAGUCAAUGAUUUAUAAACAGUCUUAAGAACUUGAAAAAGUCAGUCUUUAUAUGCUGAGGGUUUUUUGAUUUUUUUUUUUUGUUUUUCCUUAAAACAUUUUGAGCUGAUACCUCUUUAAAGGUAAAAGUUUCAUGUACAAAGGAAAUAUUUAAUAUGGUACAUCGAUGUAUUAUUUGACUAGCUGUUCACUUUUAUUGCACGAUAAUGUGUCUUUGGAAAAUCAGACAGAACAAUUACAUACUGUAAUAAAUCUCACUGCUUGAGACUGGCUAUACAUCUUUAUUUGCACCAGCGUCUCUUCAUGUAUUCAUGGACAUAAGUAGAAUAUCUGUAUAUUUUUUUAUAUUUUGUAUGCACUAUAACAAAAAUAUUGUUGAAUAUAAGCUAUUUCUAGUAGCUCUUGUAUCAAAAUUUGUGAUAAUUAGCUACCAAAAUGUAUAGACCAAAAGUUAAAAAUAGGUAUUUCAGCAUUCUAACAUUGUAGCUCAUAAAUAAACUAGUUGAGUUUGUCAGUGGCUCUUGCUUUCCACUUGCAUUUCCACCAGCUGUUUGGCUGUUAUUUAUACAUGUAUGGAUGUGCAGCUCGGAUCAUCUCCUCCCCCCUCCCACCCUCCUUUUUUUUUUUUUUUUUUAUAGUGGAGGAUUAUGGAGAGAAAGACAAAGGAGUCUUAAAGUUGAAAGUAUCCAUGCAACUAUAUUACAGUCUAAUGUGGAUACCGCUAGUGCAGUGAUACUCAAUUGGAGCAGGCUAAGUGCUUUUUGCCUUUCUGUGUGGCAGGCCAUUUAAGUACAUGCAAAUUCAACUUAACCUCUCCCGUAAGUGUAUUGUUAAUAACUUAUCCUGUGGACACAAGCAUGGAUUCAAUAAUGCAGUGCUCUUUAAAGAGCAAGAAAUCAGAGACUGCAGUUAGUUAUAGUGACUCUCUUUUCCUGAUCUCACUCCACUUUCUUUUUAAAAACAAUGGACUAGUGAUCAUAUAUAUCAGACUGCUUUCUCCUUGUUUGCUUUUCCAAUAAGCUUUUUGCAGAGGUUGAAGUUUGAAGGCUUAGCUAUGUUAUCUCUUGUAAUGCGUACCAAAAAUAGCUAUACAAAGAGUUUUAUGGAACGAAAGUGAAAUGAUAUGAAAUCCUAGGUGAUUCAGAUUGCCUUUCUCCUUAUCAGUAACAAGCAAAAAAUACCUGUAAGCAAGCAGGAAGUCUUCCUUUUCUAUAAAAAACUAGAGGCCUCAUAGAUAAGUGAAAUGUUCUUGUGAAAAUCAAAACUGGGAACCCCCGUUGAAAAAUACAAUGCUUCUUUGCCUGAAUUUAAGGGCAGUGGCCUGUGGUAGCUGAAAAAGUUUGCUUUUUGCAUGUAACGACUUGUCUGCAGGCUCUGAAACGGGGCGGGGCGCGCGAGAAGGAAACAAAAGCAGUCCUAGCUAAUAGUUCUGGGGGAGGAGGGCAGUACAUGAACAUCAUUCUGUGAGAUGUUUGUUUUUUCCUUUCAAGGCCAUGUACAGGUGAAAAGCUGGUGAGGAGGAAGAAAGACUGGAAAGGAAAACGUAUUGCAUGUCCAGGGAUAAAAUUUUAAACUUUUCACUCCAGUGUUCCUUAGCUAAAUCUGCUGUUGUAGUAGGACACAAAUAAUGGUACAAAGUGGUCUGUAAACUGAUAACAGCCUGGGGCAUGCUCCACUAUCAGUUGGAGCUGAGGUGAUUAGUGAGAUGUUUAAACCAUUCGGGGCAUGUGUUUAUACUGUAGGAGUUGAGGGUAAUUAAAGGUGUGAUGUUAACGUGUGUGACACAAUGUUCAACUUUGUGUGGAUGCUCUCAUUCAGAGGUAAGGUGGCUCUUUUUGCUGGAGCAUAAUUCUCCAAAAGAUUAAAGGCUGUUUUACCUCUGAUCGAGAGAGCUUAAAUGGGCUUAAAUCUGAGUGACUGCUAGUAGACAAGCUCAUGGAUCUGAGUAACUAGCCUUGGCCCUAGGCCAAUCUUCCUCUAAGUGCAUCUGACUGUAAGAGAAAGAAACUGUUUGGGACUUCAUGGGAGCAAAAUAAAUUAGAAAUAGAAGUCCUCAAAAAUUCUGACUUUGGCUAAUAUAAUAACUUGCCAGGAAGAGCUAAAAUAAAUGUGCUUCUCAGUCUUGCUCUUUAUAUGCUCAAGUGAUCGCUGGCAUAACAACAGUAUUAUACAAAGAAAUAGAUGAGCUCUAAACAGCUACGGGAAUUGUAAUGACAUCAGUGUAGAAGAAGCUUAUUGCUAGAGUUGAAUAAUGGGGCUUGCUUCCUGGGCACUAACCUUUCUCGCUAUUACUUUGACAUGAAAGGCAUUAAUAAGAUUCCCACAGAAUACCUUCUUUAUAUGGCUUUAGGAACUUAAUUAGAAUAGAAGAAACAGUAUUAUCCCUACAACUACUGUGUUACUGUUGGCUUUACAAUAGAACUUCUGCCUAAAACGUCCCCAUCCCCUGAUUCACUUCCUGCUCUAAACUUAGUAAAACAAUAGACGUUUCGCAGAAGAGAUAUACUGCUGCACUUCAGCAGGAGAACAUGUCAGGCAGAGCGCAUUUAUCUGUUGAAAAGGAAGGAGCUUUAUUCUGUUGUUAUAAACUGAGGCUGUUUCCAAAGUAGUUACUGUUCAGUUUACAUAUGUGGAACUAUAACCAGAAGGUAACUCACAUUUUGUGUCUGCUUUGUUAAAAUAACUCACUCAGUCCUUCAGUUCGGUAGAAAGAACUCCAUCGCAUCUGGUGUGUGUGUGUUGCAACAUAAUAUAACACCGCUGUCCUUAGCUAGCUCUUCUAACCUGAAGGGUUCCUUAACGACAAUAAACAAAAACCUUUAUUCCUGGAUUCUUUGCAGAAAAUAAAUGUGUAUAGCUAGGGAAAGCUGACUAGUCAUAAUUUUGCUAAAACAUUUGAUUAUUUAGAGGAAAUAGGAACAUAAAUUGUAUCUUGGAAAGACUAAUUGUUUUUAUGGAGGAGUAGGAAGUUGUUUUGCACCUACUUAAAAGCAUACCAUUCACAUCUGAGAUAGACAAUCGUUGUGUAAUAGAGAAGUAAUGGCACUACAAAACACCGAUUAGUAACAUUAAUUUGAAAAAUAAGGAGAUAAAGACUAUUUCAAAUGAAUGUGUAUUCUGGAAAAAAAAAUCUUUGAAAGCUGGCCAAUUAAAUAGUAAAAUCAACUGAUGUGAGAGGAAUUAAACGUUCUGAAUUUCCAUGUCAUUGAAUAGUAUAUGUAAUCACUAAUGGUAGUAAUCGAAAUAUUGUUCAGGGUUUACAACUAAAUAUGUAACACUUAGGAUUUUUUAUCUAGAGAUAAGUAUUUUGAAGAGAAUGAUAAAAUGUUACUGCAAGAGCCAAGAAAUAGCACCAAAUUUGCACUGAGUGAAGCCAAGAUAAAAUGUUGGUACUUAAAAGGACACAUGAAAUUUCUGAGGACAGCAAAGGAUACAAGAAGCAUGUUUAAAAAUAGAUUGUGUUAAAAAUAAAAAUAACUGUGGGAUAUUUGCC